This is a messenger RNA of Pseudoliparis swirei, 2258 nucleotides long. It is a transcript of the gene ercc8, whose product is annotated as excision repair cross-complementation group 8. Gene Ontology annotation, molecular function: protein binding. The record is from RefSeq and is a predicted model, not a curated record. Lineage: Eukaryota; Metazoa; Chordata; Actinopteri; Perciformes; Liparidae. The transcript is spliced from 12 exons. Gene Ontology annotation, biological process: proteasome-mediated ubiquitin-dependent protein catabolic process; transcription-coupled nucleotide-excision repair; protein polyubiquitination. Gene Ontology annotation, cellular component: nucleotide-excision repair complex; Cul4A-RING E3 ubiquitin ligase complex. The coding region runs from base 248 to 1486 and encodes 412 amino acids.
CUGCGAAAGCGCGUUGAAUAAAUGUGAAACACGCGAUACAUUUUAACGCAGGGUGCCCUCAUUUUAAUGAAAUAGUGUUAUUUAUCACAUUUUACGUCGAUGCAGGUCCAACCAUGACUUGUUGCGCGCGCAAUAUUUUAAUUUCGUUGUCGUUAACAUGCUCGUUAGCUAGUGGGGGCGAAGCUUGAGUUCUGGUCCUCCUGCUUCGACGUCAACAUCAACAUCGGCUUCUCUUCCGGGAGAAGCGAUGCUGGGGUUCCUGGCGGCGAGGCGGGCCGGCGUGGACGACCCGCUGCGCCUGAGACGUGCAGAGUCGACGAGGAGGGUCCUGAGUCUCACGUUGAAUCCUGACAGAGAGGUGGACAGAAUCCAUGGAAACGCCAUCAACACCAUCGACAUUGAAGUAAUAGAAGGCAGAUACAUGUUGUCCGGCGGAGCGGACGGAGUGAUCGUCGUCUACGACCUGGAGAACUACAGCGGGAAACCACAGUACACCUGCAAGGCAGUUUGCACAGUCGGCAGGUCAAAUCGGCACGUCCACAAGUUCAGCGUGGAGACGGUGCAGUGGUAUCCUCAUGACACGGGCAUGUUCGUGUCCAGUUCCUUCGACAAGACCAUGAAAGUCUGGGACACCGAGACUCUGAAGCCCGCCGAAGUGUUUGAGUUCGAGGACAACGUCUACAGCCACCACCUGUCCCCCAUCGCCAGGAGGCACAGUCUCAUCGCAGUUGGCACCAAAGACCCUAAAAUCCAGCUGUGUGACCUGAAGUCUGGGUCACGGAUUCAGGUUCUUCAAGGUCACCGGGCGGAGGUCCUGUCUGUGCGGUGGUCGCCCAGAUACGAGCACAUCUUAGCAACCGCCAGUGCAGACAGCAAGGUGAAGGUGUGGGAUGUGCGGCGGGCCUCUGGCUGCCUCUUCACUCUGGAUCAGCACAACGGAGACAAAACCAAAGCCGCCUCUGAAGCCGUGAACACGGCUCAUAACGGCCGAGUGAACGGCCUCUGCUUCACGGCCGACGGCCUCCACCUCCUCACCACGGGGACCGACGACCGCAUGAGACUGUGGGAUAGUGCUACUGGGGAGAACACACUGGUGAGGGCUACUGGGGAGAACACACUGGUAAACUACGGGAAGGUGUCCAACAGGAGUCGCAAGCGGCUCCAGUUCGCCGUGUCGCGCGGCUGCGGCCCGGAGUUGGUGUUCGUGCCGUGCGAGAGCUCGGUGGCCGCGUACGCCGUCCACACGGGGGAGCUGCUCACGACGCUCCGGGGGCACUACAACAACGUCGACUGCUGCGAGUUCCACCCGGACUACCAGGAGCUGUACACUGGAGGUAAAGACUGUAAUAUCCUGGCGUGGAUUCCUGUCCUGCGUGCCGCAGACGUGGAGGAAGAGUCAAAAAGUGCAAAUCAGGCCGCCGCAGCUGCAGACCCGCCCUUGGUGAACCCGGCCUUUCGGGACGCGUGGAGCAGCGAUGAAGAUUGAUGCUGGCGUUUUGCAUGCCGUGGUCGCCGUGGUCACGCACGGCGGCCGGCCGUGCAAAGGAGCUCACUCCCUUUCCGAUUUAGCUCGUGGAGAAGAAAUGACAAGUUGAUGAGGGUCCUCGGACCCCUGUGUCGAGGGAAAUGUCUCAGAUGAAGGCCUUAAAAUGUAAAUGAAUUGUGUAAAUAAUUGUACCACUUUUUAUACACAAUGCUAUAAAUAAUGUUUUUUUUCAUUUUCAUGUUUUCUGUUGAAUUGUUUUUUCUUCUUUUAUUUCAAUGAAAGCCAACAUGGUCCUGUGUGUGUGUGUGUGUGCGUGCAAAGUACAUUUCAAGUAGUGACUGACCUGAAUCCUCACGUGGGAGUAUCCAUUGUCCUGUUGUCUUUCCAGCCAACAUGUGCAUUUGUUUAUAAUUGUCACUCCUUGCUGAAACUCGCUGCAGUGAUCAUGAAACGUAUCCUCUGACUCCGCCUCCUCAUCGUUUUACAUCGUGUCUUGGUUGCCACGAGGACACAUUGAACCCAAAUAAGGUUUAAUACUGAUCCCUUAACAAAAACACACAGACCUCGUUACCCUUUGUCAUAAACCAUUACUCCUUACUCGGUCCAGUGAUUUUCUUUUUUUUUAAAAUAUGAAAUGUGACUAUCCAAGAUACCGUUCCGGUCAUAUAAUGUUUCAGCUGGCUCUCUUCUCCCUGGAAAUACCUGACGUGUCUUGAUUGUACAAGCUUCAGUCUUGUAUGUUUCACAAUAAACACACUGAUUGCAUCUGUCA